Molecule: messenger RNA, 1323 nt
Organism: Penicillium verhagenii
Lineage: Eukaryota; Fungi; Ascomycota; Eurotiomycetes; Eurotiales; Aspergillaceae
Exons: 1
Coding region: 1-1323 (440 amino acids)
Source: RefSeq, a predicted model, not a curated record
AUGGAAGAGAAUGUUAAUGACAUCCCUGUGCGAGCAGAAGAUGCUUUACGAACGAAGCGAAAGUACCUAAGUCCAUUCUCUCGCUCUGGUACUUACACCGCCAGCAAUUACAAAGUCAACACAGACAGGCUUCCUAUCCUCAGCCGUUUUGCUGUCAAUGUCGACGAGCUUGCUACUAGAGUACAACCAGCACGGCAAUUGAUGGAUAUGGCUAAUCUCCCGUUUGUAACUUGCGAGCAGUCCAAAGAAACAGGUCUCUUUGAGAUCAAAAAGUCACCGUUCAACGUCCCUCGAAGAGUUCCAAAGUCUGUGAUUUGGGAAUCACCGCGCGUGAAAGGCAAAUGGAGAAUGGAGAGAGAGAAGGGACCCGCCACACAUUUCCCAACACACCUUCUUGACAUCCUUGAACACUGGCAUGAAAACAAUGGCGUUGAGCCGCCGCCUUGUUUCUGGAAAGGCCAGAUUGAGGGAACAAAGAAGUGGGGUAACUUCAAGGUGUUUGACCGAGAGGGCGAGGAACAUGAGAUUUCAAUCAUCAGAGUCUCAUGCACUGCACCAAGGUAUCGGACAUACUGCAUCAUACUUCUCCAUUCAGAGGAUGAAGCAGAUGUUUUCAUUGAUUACAGCGACACCCGCACUAUCAAAGCUAACGACCAGGUCAGGUACGAUUGCCAGUUUUUGACUGCCUGGCAUGGUGCGAGACAUGGAUUUGAGCGUUUAGAUUGUGCGAUCCAUGUUUGGGCUGAACCAGGACGCAAGAUUCACUUUUGCCCCUCAUGGUUCGACCGCCGCGAUUCAGUUGCACAAGGAUUCAGAACUCGUGCUAGGGGCAGAAGCCCAUACCCUGCUGUGCCAAUGACCCCCACCCCAGGCGACCAGCACGGAGGUUACUACACUUUCAACUCUAUUGGUAGUAAAAUCUCUGCUUCAUCUUCCAAGAAGCCCGUUCCUGAUGCCGACUCAGACGAAGAAGGUAUUGUUGCUCCGACUCUACCGCUGAACCGAUCACUGUUUUCUCCUACCUCCAUUCGUUUCAAACUCUUUUCAGAAGCCUCACCACACGAACGGGUCUUCUGUUUCAAUAAUCCCAUUUCCAGUGAUGCAAUUUUCAAGAAAGCCCGGGAAUUCCUUCCGGAAGCGGAGAUGUCGCGUGGGAUGGGCCUCUUGUGCAAAGUUCCUGGACAAGCGCAGAUUCGGUACAUUGGAGAAGGGUGUGCUGAUGAGUUUGAUAUUCUCUGUGAAGACAUACGGAGAAUGUCGCUGCGCAACUCCGGUGUCAGCACAAUUGAAGUGAAGCCAUAUCGAAUGGCCUACGGUGUUUAG